Messenger RNA from Spodoptera littoralis (African cotton leafworm), 735 nucleotides. Lineage: Eukaryota; Metazoa; Arthropoda; Insecta; Lepidoptera; Noctuidae. The record is from the annotation of a GenBank genome assembly.
AUGAGCAUCAAAGAGACGAUUAUUGAGACUAGUCAAGGCGGUAUAAAAAUUGUUCAAUAUAACAAGCCUAAGAAGAAGAAUGCCAUUGAUGGAGUGAUGUAUCGCCGAGUAAUUAGCAUACUGAAUGAUGCUGCCACAGAUGACUCUAUUUCUGUAAUGGUUCUCACUGGAACAGGAGACUUUUAUAGUAGUGGAAAUGACUUCUCAGCUCCAACAGACCCUAAUGAUGACACGGGCAAACACUUGAAUGUUCUUAAAGACUACAUUAAAGCAUUUAUAAUGUUCCCAAAAAUACUGGUUGCUGUUGUAAAUGGGCCAGCCAUUGGUAUUGCAGCUACAACAUUAGCACUUUGUGAUUUGGUAUUUGCCUCUGAAAAUUCAUAUUUCUACACUCCUUUCACUAAGUUGGGAAUUGUGGCUGAAGGAUGUUCAACAUUCACUUUUCCGAGAAUUCUAGGAGAUAAAAAGGCAAUGGAAAUGUUGCUCUGUAACUACAAGAUGCCUGCAAAAGAAGCAUUAGAGUAUGGGUUUAUAAACUAUGUUUAUAAGCCAGAGGAGCUACAAAGCAAGGUUUGGGAUAAAAUAGCUGAAGUGUCAAAGCUCCCAAAGUACAGUGUCACAGCCACUAAGAAGCUGUUGAGGGAUACAGUCAGGGAAGAACUCCUACAAGCCAAUGAAAAGGAAAUGGAAGAACUCAAUAUUAUUUGGGCUAAAGGAUACAGAAGCAAACUAUGA